This is a messenger RNA of Penicillium malachiteum, 867 nucleotides long. RefSeq lists its product as uncharacterized. NCBI's taxonomy places the organism in Eukaryota, Fungi, Ascomycota, Eurotiomycetes, Eurotiales, Aspergillaceae. The transcript is spliced from 3 exons. The record is from RefSeq and is a predicted model, not a curated record. Bases 1 to 867 code for a protein of 288 amino acids.
AUGUUAAUCUCGCCUUCUUCUUCAACCAAUGCUUCUAAGCGAAAGGCCGGGAACGAUAUGGCAAGUCCUCCAGUGCGACGACUCCGCCUCUCCGCACCUGAGUCCGCAGAUCAACCUCCGACAGCCAGGAAAAUUGCCCAACUGGAUUCAAUCCAGGCCAUCCUUAAAGAAAAUUACAGAAUUCGACUGUAUGUCCAUCCGAUAGCGUGGACCGAGAAGCAACUGCAGCUUUUGGGAUUCCACUUCGAUCAGAUGUUGAGCAAAAGGAACCAGAAACCAGUACCUCCAGAGCCUCAACAGUCUGGUCCCCAUAUCAAGGGGACUUGCGACACAGACAGUCCUGCACAGGUUCAUCCAAAGGAACUACAACUGAGUCAGGAACUUAUCGGAGCAGCAAACCGGCUAGUAUGGAAUGAUGAUCUGCCUGUUAAGCAGUACGCUAUGGAACAGCUACUUAAAGCUUACAACAUUCAUCCUUUUGAGAAGGAGCAUCCGGUCAGCUAUGAUCGCCUAUACUUUUACUUUAAUGGCCGACCUGUUGCGAAGCUCCGAACAGACCGUAUUUUCUCAUGCAACCCCAGGGCUCCGAGCCUUGCAUUUAUCACUUGCCAUGCAAUAAACUUACGUCGCAAGGGACAAGUCUGCGCACGGCCUGACAAGAAGAAACCCAAACCCAAUAAUCCUGUUGACCGCAUUCAGAGGAUAAAGCUAAAUGCUAUGACACCCCCGAACAACCGUGAAGACCCAUACAUCGCGUCGAUACUAAUCGCUUUGGCCCAGGAGAAACGGCGUCAACAGCGAACUCAGGAGCAUCAGGGAUCUGAGAAACAAGAUGACACAAACAGGUGGAUGCAAAUCCCAUAUUGA